Messenger RNA from Sabethes cyaneus, 3441 nucleotides. RefSeq lists its product as uncharacterized. The transcript has a single exon. The coding region runs from base 1 to 3441 and encodes 1146 amino acids. The record is from RefSeq and is a predicted model, not a curated record. NCBI's taxonomy places the organism in Eukaryota, Metazoa, Arthropoda, Insecta, Diptera, Culicidae.
AUGAACCUGAACGAACGCAUAAUCGGUAACCAGUUUUUUGCCCAAACUGUUGACGAUGGAACUGCCCCUUCCAUUGGUAGUGCAGCAGGUGGUAUCGGCGCCGGAAUAGUCCCUUUCAUAGCGACUGCUGCAUUUGGACCCGUAGUAAACACCGGUGUCGGUACAACCGAAAACAAACCGCAACAGUUUAGCGCCAAAUCUAGCAACGGUCCGAUGCUGUUGAAACAAAACACUGAGAUCAUGCACCUAUCGCCCCAUCAUCAUCUACCACCUCAUCAUCCGCUGGUGCUGCAGCAGAUGCACCAGUUGAAAGCCGCCAAGAGUCGCAGCCUAAGUACGGGUUCCUACAUUACUAAAGAAUCGAGUGUUCAUUCUAGCGUAGAGAAGAUUAUCAAAUCCAAUAGUAAUUCCGACCUGAACGAGAACGCGCAAAAGACGAUCGACACUAUUCCGAAGAACCGUUCCCUAGAAGAUAGCAGAACUAUGAAGCUCACCCAGUCGCACUCACCGAUGCAGAUGCGCAAACCGAUACUGCGCAAAUCCAAAAAGAUUGUCCGUACCGACUCGGAGUUCCUGAAAGGGAACAUUUACGAGAAGGAAUCUAGUUUAUCGAGCUCACAGUACACCCCCACUCACGAAAAACGACGGGAAUUUGCGGAGCACCACAGCAGUAACCCCUCCUCGGAAACGCACAAGUCGACCGAUGAAAGUUCGAAAAACAUUUCAACGGACGAAAUCGAUACAGUCUUUUCCGAUACGAUGGAAUUGGAACAGAUGGAAGCAGAUUACAAGAUGCACUUGAAGAACAAUCUUCAGCGAGAGUACAAAAGCGAUAGCGAUACGUUAGACGAAAUUGGGAAACGGCAUACAGACUACAGCACGUGGAAGAAUCAAAGCUAUGAAAACACCUUCGAGAUCCGGGAAGAGAAGCAGGAACAAGAAGUGAAAGAGAAUGGGAAUUCCUGCAAGGAUACCCUCAAGACUGAUACAGUGAAGACGGAAGCAGAACGAUCGAAAAGUUUAGAAGUUCCCGAUUCACAGAAAACGUCGAAUAGUGAACAGACAGCAGGCAGAACUCUAGCACGGCCGACCGAGCUAGAGCUCGGAACGUCAUCCGAUAGUAGUACCAAACCACCCUCUACAGAUGGUCCCUUCGGUCAUCUGUUCGAGAAGAAUUUAGGUCGCUUCAAAAAAAUGAACAAACUAUUGAAGUGCAAGCGAUUCAGCACUUCAGCGCUUUACGACAAGAAAAGCAAACCAAAUUUUAAAGAAACGAUGUUUUUCGAGGAUAAAUCAUCACCGCUAAAAGCUAGCGUCGAAGCCUCUAGAUCCCCAGCCAAAUCUUGCCAUUCACAGUCGAAAGCUUCGAUCAGUUCGUCUAAAUCCUCUCUGUUCGGUGCGAAGAAAAGCAACGUUUUCAACCUGAAAGGUAAAAAAUUUCUAUUCUCCAAUAGUAGCAGCACGGCCGCCGACGCAAACUCGAAGAUAUCUCCGAAUAAAUCGAAAUCGAGUAAUGAAAUUAGCUACUGUCGCACUAAGUCUGUUAAAAGUACGAAAAAGUCCGUCAAAACCAACAGUACGGCCUGUCUGAAUCUGGAGACAACCAGUACGUCACCGCUGUCGGAAGCUUUCUACAAUCCAACCGGCAGUGUCCGACUGAGUGCAAUGGAGCUGUACGAAAAGUUUUGCUCACGAGAUUUCAGCGGGCUGUACAAACAUGAAACCCUUCGGGGAGAUCAGACUGCGGAUGAAGAUUCGGAUCGUUACGAUCCGAAUCGAAAUCUCGGGGCUAUUCGUAAGUACAAACGGAAAAACUUCAAGCUGUUGCGACAGAAAAGCGAACCGAAGUUUUCCUUCCGAACUGAUACGUUGUAUGAGAAUGAGGAUAGUUACGAUGACUAUCAGGAUGAAGAGCAGAAGAAUGAGUACGAAGUUGAAGAUUAUAAUCAGUUUUUGUAUGACGAACAGUACUAUGAGGAGGACAUCGAGAAUUUAAGCAUUGAGAACAUCUACUAUCGAGGGAAUCUGAUACGGGAGGAUGGCACCGUGGUGGAAGCUUAUGAGUAUGGAGAGGAGGAUUACGAGGGUGAAGAAGACGAAGAGGAAGAAGAAGAGGAGGAGGAUGAGGAAGAGGAGGAAGAAGAUGUGGGAUUGGAAGAAUACGAUGAAGAUAUACAAGAGCAAUGCGAAGAGGAAGUGGAAUUGAACGACGGCAGUCUUGAACCGCCGCUGAUUGAUGCAGCAACUGCCGUAGAUUCUGACUGUGAUGAAAUAUAUCUGAUGCCACGAAAUGAAUCGAAAAAAUUGAUAAUUCGCGAUUUUCUCUUCCAUCAUAGCAACAACGAGUUCGACACAGCAGAAGAUCGGUAUGAAGCUACGCAAUCCGAGUUGAGAUUAGACAGCGUCAGCAAUCGGGAUCAGGAAACAUUGACGAUCUACAAAAUCUGUUCCAAGGAGAGUAUUUUAGACUCAAAAGGUGACCUAGACAAUAUUCCACUUAGCUCGUCACUAGAUCCGCACUUUCUCAAGUCGGACUGCUUGACAGCGCUAGAACGGACCGUCUCGCUGGAGCUGCUUAGCAAUUCCAGCGGCACGCUCAACAAAUCUACGUUAACAGAUUACGCAUUUGAUACGGUUAAAAAUGUAAAUCUAGAUAGCUGUAGCACUUCGAGACUAAGUCUAUCGUUGAAAAGUGAAAUCUUCGAGGAAACUUUAGCUAACGCCACCAACAGUGGAUCGGGAGAAAUCCGAGAAAUUAAGAAUUGGAACAUCGAAGACUUCACGCUUACUCCUGAUGGGUCAGUUUCCGACGAAACCAUAGACGAGUUGCUGAAAUCCCAUCUGGCAGAGGAAGCUGAUAGUGAUACGAUACCUCAAAAAGCGCCGGAGAAUAACGAACCAAGCAUACGAGGUCAAGCAAAUCCGCCGGCCGGCGAAUACACCAUUAUCGAUCUGGAUGAGGAACCCUAUCAGUUGGACCCGGCCAUAUCCGAUUUCACGAACGAGAUCACGAAGGAGUUUGAUUUAUUAUUUUCACGAGCCGAAACGGAAUCACACGCCGCUAGCUACUCCGGCAGUCCAACGAACAAUGAAGACGAGAACGAUCCGAACAGUACCCAAGCCCGUCUCGAUCUGUUGGAUCCGAAACCGGUGGCGAUCGAGCUCCCCACUCGCUACUCCAUGCAAAGGCUAGAGCCCAUCAACCUAGAUGCUGAUGAGAUUAAUAUUACAAGACACGUCAAGGACCAACCAAAAACAGAACACGAUAGUGCCAAAGCAGUAGCUGUAGAUAAAAAGUGUAAAGUAGAUAAACAUAAUACUUCGGACGACGGUCGGACCGGUAGCUCGGUGGUAGCAGCCGUGGGUGAUGAUCGUUUACGAAAAGCUCGUAGUCAAUCCUUGGGUAACCUUAAGAACAAAGCCAAAUGUUUUCCAUUAUAG